This is a messenger RNA of Microplitis demolitor, 5717 nucleotides long. It is a transcript of the gene loco, whose product is annotated as regulator of G-protein signaling loco. The record is from RefSeq and is a predicted model, not a curated record. Lineage: Eukaryota; Metazoa; Arthropoda; Insecta; Hymenoptera; Braconidae. Gene Ontology annotation, molecular function: GTPase activator activity; protein binding. Gene Ontology annotation, biological process: signal transduction. The transcript is spliced from 11 exons. The coding region runs from base 252 to 4784 and encodes 1510 amino acids.
GCGUCAUCACCACCACCACUACCAUCAUUACCAUCAACAACUCCCACCCCAUAGCAAGUUUUAUUUUUUUUUUCACAAUAGAAAAUCAAGUGCAUCAACCCAAUUCCAGUAACCUCCAAACAAAUACACAAAAAACUAAAUUUCCAAAAAAAAAAAAAAAAAAAUUUUAACUACACAAAGUAUUAAACCAUAAGUGUGCAGUGCCAGUAUUACAUAUGGUGAUUUUCCAGUGACUUGUGUAAAAAAAAAAAAUGCAUCACAACCGCCGUAAAAAAAAACGUAUAAAUUAUGGUGUCCGUGCCGUUGAAUUAUUUCGGGGUACAAAAGGUUAUGGUUUCACAAUAUCCGGUCAGCAGCCAUGUAUUUUAAGUUGCAUCGUAACAGGAUCACCAGCCGAACAAUCAGGUCUACGUGCUGGUGAUUAUUUAGUUGCUGUCAAUGGUUACAAUGUCGCAAAAUCACCUCACGAUGAUGUCGUUAAAUUAAUAGGUAAUUCAAAAGGUAUAUUACGAUUACAAAUUGCCGAAAAUUAUUAUUCUGAUUCAUCAGAUGAAGAAGGACAUCUUACUGCCCGUACAAAACCUAAAUAUUCUCAUAAAACCCGUACUAGUAAUAGCACUAGUAACAAUAAUCACAAUCAUAGUCAUAAUAAUCAUAAUCAUAAUCAUAAUUACAACCCGAACCACAGCCAUACCCAUACCCACAACCAUAACAACAACAAUAGCAACCAUAACAAUGCUGCCACCAGCGUUUCUCCCAACCCGAACAAUGAAAAGUUCAAAUGCACUGUCGAUAAGGUUGUCAAUGAUUUGAAAACUGGCGCCAUGUUUGAAUUGCCCUUCGACUCUGCCCAGACCCCGGGAACAGAAACAACGACAACGUCAACAGGAACAACAAUAACAGGAACAUCAACAGUCCGUCUUCCCCCACCUCCACCCCCGCAAUUAAAAAUGCAGUGCAGUAAAAAUGGCAGCUGCCAUCGUUAUUUAAAUUUGAAAAACAGUAUCUGCGAUAACAAUUUAGGGUUAGCGUCUUGUUCGUUGCCUUGUUCACUGGCGUUAGCACCACCCCCGUUAAACAAACGUGAAACUGAGAAAAUAGUUCACCGUACAGUUGUAGGUUAUCUUGGAACAAUAGAUAUUCCGAACCAAUUGCACUCUAGUAUGAUGAUGCAAGUGUUGAAAAAAUGUAUCAAAAGAUUGAAACAAGAAAAACGUAAUCCGAUAACGGUCUUACUGACGAUUCAUGUUACCAAUAUUAAAUUAACGAAUGCUGAUAACAAAAUAAUCGCCGAGUAUCCUUCCUAUCGCAUUAUAUUUUGCAAUGCGUUUUCCGAUACAGACAAACAGUACUUCGGAAUACUGACUAAAUCUACGGGCGACAGGGACGGAAUCGUGUCUAAUUCAUGCCAUGUAUUCAUGAUAUUCAACAGGUUGAUUGAUCAUUCCCUGCAUGUCAACACGUCGAAUAUCUUUGGGUUCACAUGCACGAAGACAACCGACUCUAUGGUUUGUCAGGAGUUCCCGGACAGUUGCAUGGGACUGAUUGGGGCCAUACAAACCCUUUAUAUCGUUGAUGGGAGUAAUGAUGAAAAUGGGGGUGCUUAUGGGGAUGUUAGGAGACAAUUGGAUGCUGUAUCACCGCAGCCAAGUAAUGUCAGCAGUUCUACUGCACACUCGAGUAACAGCGACUCGGGGAUUGGAUUCAGGGAUGAUUACGCUGGCAAUCAGGGGGAGAGAAACGGCGAUAUUUUUAGGCAGCCAUUUCCUGUAAGAAUUGCGCUGAGGGCUGGAGGCAGCGGGACUGGGGUUGGGGUUGGAGCUGGGGGUGAAAGUGGGGCUAAAAGUAAUGAUGAUAAUGAUGAUGAUGAUGAUGAUGAUGAUGGACCGUGGAUUAGACGAACGGAACCAGAACUAGGUUGCAAGGGAAUUGAUGGAAUCGGGUUGUAUGAGGGGCGAAAUAUAUUCGAUGGGCAAAGGGAGAAAUGUGGAGAGGGUAACACCUGCGUUAAAACAUCUGCUGCUAAACAGUCAGUUGGUACUUCGUCUUUCUCGAGGACUAUUGCUGGCAUUCAACGUUCGGAGAUGGAAUUUCCGGUUGCUGACGGCAGUUGCUGCAGUGAAAUUUUUACGAUGGGUGAACCUAGUGAGGAUUUUUCUUGUGAUGAUUCGAGGGCGAGAAACAGUGAAAUGUGCAAUAAAUUGAGCCCUAAGGUAUUUAAUGUUGCGAAAUCCUUGGUGCAUAGUUUGGAAAAUCUUAAGGGGGAUGAUGAACAAUUUACUGCGUUAUUGAAUUCGUUUGCGGGGAAAAGUUACGAAGCGAGACAGUGGACUAGUUUGCAGGAAAUUAGGAAUCUUGAUGAAUUUCAAUCUGAUUCUUUGCAAUAUGGAAGUACAGAUUCAUGUGAUAAAGAAGAUAAUAAUUAUGGUGUACAUACAUGGGCAUCAGGUUUUGAAAAAUUAUUAAAAGAUCCUGUUGGCUUACAAACUUUUGCUGAAUUUUUAAAAAAAGAAUUCAGCCAUGAAAAUAUAUAUUUUUGGGCAGCUUGUGAGCGAUACCGCAAUACAGAAGAUAUUACAAAUAGACGUGCAUUAGCAUGGAAAAUUUAUCAACGUCAUCUAUCAACGACAGCCGCCGAGCCAGUUAAUGUUGAUAGUCAUGCAGCUGGACAAAUAACACAAGAAUUAAUUAAUUACGCUCCUGCAGAUCUUUUCCUACAGGCACAAAAACAAGUUUUUAAUUUGAUGAAAUUUGAUAGUUAUCCACGUUUUUUACGAUCUGAUUUGUAUCGUAAUUGUUUAGAGACUGGUAGUAGUGUUGUAAGUACAGAAGACUGUGAUUUAGCUCUUACUAAUUCACCAAGUGUUAAAUUAAAAAAAAGUCAUUCAGAUGCUGAAGACAGACGUAGAAAAUCUAUAUUACCUUGGAAUCGUAAAAAUAGGUCUAAAUCAAAAGACAGAGGAGAGAGUGAGUACAAUAAAAUACCAACGCGCGUUGAACCGAUGUACAAAAGUUUUUCAUCAAUAAAACGUGAUAAUGACGGCAAUAAUACUAGUAAUAACAAUAAUAAUAACAACAACAGUAAUUACAACAAUAAUGAUGACAAUAUAUCGAUAUCAAGUAGCCGGUCUUCAUUAGCAUCGUGGGAUUUAGCGUUACGUCAAUCAUUUAGUAAACAUUCCGUUGCAUCAUACGAUGGACAAAAUGAUAAAAAAGACGUACAUAGCAAGUGUACGGGAUUAUGUCGUGUGAUAUUACCUGAUGGAUCUACAACAGUAGUACCUACAAGUCAAACAGAGACUAUUAAAGAUGUGAUAACACGUCUACUAGAUAAACGAGCUUUGAAAUAUUUGAAUUAUGAUGUUCUCAUACUAGCCACCGACGAGUUGAUGAAUCUAAAGUACUCGUCAUCGGUAUUAGCAGGCCAAGAAGUUGAAGUAGUACCCGCAAAAGUAUUAAAAGUUGAUUUGCCAUCACGACGUAUUAUAACUGUCGUCGCACAUAGAGGACGUACGUUAAAAGAAGUAUUGAGGCCAUUAUUAAAUAAAUAUGGUUUUAAAUUAGAAUUAAUAACGAUAUGGGGUGAUGGACAUCCGAUAUCACUAGAUAUUCCUGCUAUCAAUGCACCCGCGAGACUUGUUCUUACUUCAAACAAUGAAGAUUUCCAACGAGACGUACCAAGAUGUCAGGAUAAUAUUCCGCAAGGACAAACGACAUUAGACGAAAUAACAAACAAAGUAUUCGAAGAAUUAUUAGUCGGUAAAAGUGCUAAUAAAUAUCAAAGUGAAGGUUCUUGUAAGUCGGAUGAUCAACGAUCAGAGGGAUCUUCAAUUCUGUCAAAUAAAUUUUUUUCCCGUGAUCUGGCAUUAUCGGGAAAGAAAAAAUCUAAAUCUAAGAGCAGUAAUUUAAGUGAGAAAAGUAAUUCCGAUUGUACUGGCGAUGAUAGCGCAGCUCAAUCUACUCGUUCGCAUGCACCUUUAAUUGCUAAAUGGCGCAAUGGGGUUAAAUUACAACUACCUGGACGAUUUGAUGGUGAUGAAUUGUAUGAAGGAUUAAAAAGAGCGCAAAGAUCAAGAUUAGAAGAUCAAAGAGGAACUGAAAUUAAUUUUGAACUUCCAGAUUUUUUAAAGGAUAAAGAAAAUAAUAAAAGUAAAGAUGAAAAAAAAUUACGACGUGCGCGUCUGACGGUAUCAGCAAAUUGCGACCCCACAACAAAAUUUUACAACGACAUGUCAUCAAAUGAAAAAAAACAAAAUCCAUCAUCAAGCUUAUUGAAAGAUAGCGUUAAUAAAUUAAGUGAAUCUCGUAUUAAUAAUAAAAGUACAAUAAAUAGUUAUCCCCAGUCUCCAUCAUCGUCGUCGUUGUCUCUAUCAGUAUCCGAUCAAUAUAAAAAUUCUAUGCAGGAAAGCAGUACAAAUAAAACAACAAAUCUUGACAAUUCAUUAACGAAUUUAGACGUGACACUUGAAGAUGCUGACAAGACGAUUAUUGAUAACAGUAAUUGCAAGUUGACGUGCAAAAGUAUUGAGUCUUCACCAACUGGCAAUACGUCGAUGUUAUCAAUGUCAAUGUCAAUGUCAGUGUCAUCUACAUCAUCAUCAUCGGGAUUAAUGGAGUCGCCAUCGACGUCACCAACGAAAUUAUUAAAGCCACCGCCUUUGCCGCCAAAACCUAAAGGCUUAUUAACAAACGCCGCUAAAACAAAUCAUUUGUUAUCGAUGAAAAAUAAUACGAGAACUACGACAAUUACCAGUGACUCAUGUGAGAAUAAAAAUAUUUUUUAAUUUUUUUUAAGAAAAAUUUUGAGUCUUCUGAACAAAUUUUAUUUUUUUUUUUACACAAGUGAUUAUUUAAAAUUUUCAUUAAUAAGUUGAGAAAUUUAAUUGUGAUUGUGAUGGUAAAUAAUUAAUAUUUAUACUAGUAGAGUUGGGAAUAAAAAAGAAACGGGUAUGUAGGUACACAGUGUUCUAUAUAUCGUCUAUUGUUAAAUAAAAAAUCGACUACUUUACUUUUAUUCUUUCUCAUUUUAAAUUUGUUUAUGGAUAUGAAACAAGUUGCUCUGACGGACGUUUCGGGCGCACAAUCUUUUUAUGGACCAUGUGAAAAAUAUUCUUAUUUAAUUUGUAAAGUGCCCGUGAUAUUUAUUUCUAUCACAAAUUUUUACAUAUCAUCAAAGUCUAUUGACGAUUGAAUUAAUAAAUAAAUAUAGAUCAUUUUUAAAAAAUUAUAAAACAAAAUUACUAACGAAAUUUAAAAAUCGUUAAAUAAAAAACACAUCGCUGAUAAUAAAUCUAGAUAUAUAUUUAUUUACAACUCCUGACUAAUCAACGGCAAUCUGCUGAACAAAUUUAAGAGAAAAUUAUCAAUUUAAAAUUUUUAAUCGUUUUUAAAAAAAAAUAACGCCGUCAACGAAAGUAACAUCUCAACUUAUUAAUGUCCAUUUAUCGCCAAAAUCUAACCUGAAAAAUACAUAAUAAUUAUUAAAUCACAAAAAUAACCUCGAGCGUACAUUUAAAUAAUAAAUUAUCGCAAUAGAAAAAAGUCCUCCUUAUACAUAUAAAUGAUGUUUAUUUAAAUUUCAUCUUUGCAAUAAUCAGUAAAAUAAAAACAUCCAAUAAUUAUCAAUCAGUUAAUUAAUAUUAAUUAUUUUUUCUACAUAACUAUUGUCUGCAUUGACGUAUUUGUAUACAGCAUUACUCAUCAAUACUUUUACGUUG